AUGGCGGGGCUUGUAAGUGGAAGCGACGAGAAGGAAGCGGAUGCAGGGUUGGAACACGAGCGUGGACGAGCUAUCGAAGAAUAUCGAAAGGAUGCGGAGGGAGGAUGGCCGCUGGCUGCUUCCAUGGUUCCCUCGCGGGUGACCUGUUCGUGCGGUCCCCACAUGUUCCACGCCCGGGUGAGCCUCUCACCUGAGGAAUCUCGCAGAAUCUACAUGGAGCGACGACGUUACACAGCGCGACGAUGA
This is a messenger RNA of Penicillium argentinense, 246 nucleotides long. RefSeq lists its product as uncharacterized. Bases 1 to 246 code for a protein of 81 amino acids. NCBI's taxonomy places the organism in Eukaryota, Fungi, Ascomycota, Eurotiomycetes, Eurotiales, Aspergillaceae. The transcript has 2 exons. The record is from RefSeq and is a predicted model, not a curated record.